Stereum hirsutum FP-91666 SS1 is the source of this 561-nucleotide messenger RNA. RefSeq lists its product as uncharacterized. The transcript has 2 exons. The record is from RefSeq and is a predicted model, not a curated record. NCBI's taxonomy places the organism in Eukaryota, Fungi, Basidiomycota, Agaricomycetes, Russulales, Stereaceae. The coding region runs from base 1 to 561 and encodes 186 amino acids.
AUGGCCACCAUCGGCUCUGUCACUCGGCAAAUAGCUGCCCUCGAGAUCUCAUCGAAAGGCAAUACGCCACAACAACAACCCCAAGGGCAGAAACCAGCCACAUCGACACGACCCGGACAUGUCAAGCAACCCAGUCAGACGAACGUGGCCAAGCUCCUCAACAAGUUCGCCGCUCCUGCCCAGAACUCAAACUCAUCUCUCCAGAAGACCCAGUCCACCACUUCUCUGAAGCCUACUCUCAAGCCCGUGGGGUCGACUUCCUCGUUGAAGACGGCCACUGGCAGCGGCGCUACUACCACCGCUGCUAGUGGAAUGUCUAAGUCAGGGAUCAAGAAGCCGACAGCGACGUCGGGGGUGAAGAAAGCUGCAACCGUGGCUGAAGUUGCGGUGCCCACGCCUUCGCCACCCAAGACUCCGGCUCCGGGGGAGCUGGAUAUCGGACGAUACGAUGGAGGAUUUGAGAAGGAGAAUGAGACUCGGGGAGAGGCGGUUCAUGGGGAGGCAGCACAACAACUUGCUCUUGACUCGAGUAGUGCUCGUCCUGACCUGUCUCUUCUCUAG